This is a messenger RNA of Orycteropus afer afer, 5145 nucleotides long. The record is from RefSeq and is a predicted model, not a curated record. Lineage: Eukaryota; Metazoa; Chordata; Mammalia; Tubulidentata; Orycteropodidae.
AUGCCAGGGUUGUGGGGGACCGUUUAUUUUCUAGGCGUUGCUCAGGUUUGCAGUUUCUUGUUUUCCUGGUGGAAUUUGGAAGGGGUCAUGCAUCAGACUGACGCUCCUCGACCCCUAAACUGGACUAUCCGGAAGCUAUGCCACGCAGCCUUUCUCCCAUCUGUCAGACUUCUUAAGGCUCAGAAAUCCUGGAUAGAGAGAGCAUUUUAUAAAAGAGAAUGUGUUCACAUCAUACCCAGCACCAAAGACCCCCAUAGGUGUUGCUGUGGGCGUCUGAUAGGCCAACAUGUCGGCCUCACUCCCAGUAUCUCUGUUCUUCAAAAUGAGAAAAAUGAAAGUCGCCUCUCCCGAAAUGACAUCCAGUCUGAGAAAUGGUCCAUCAGCAAGCACACUCAACUCAGCCCAACAGAUGCUUUUGGGACCAUUGAGUUCCAAGGUGGCGGCCAUUCCAACAAAGCCAUGUACGUGCGUGUGUCUUUCGAUACAAAGCCUGAUCUCCUCCUGCACCUGAUGACCAAGGAAUGGCAAUUGGAGCUCCCCAAGCUUCUCAUCUCUGUCCAUGGGGGACUGCAGAACUUUGAACUCCAGCCAAAACUCAAGCAAGUCUUUGGGAAAGGUCUCAUCAAAGCUGCCAUGACAACUGGAGCGUGGAUAUUCACUGGAGGGGUUAACACAGGUGUUAUUCGUCAUGUGGGAGAUGCCUUGAAGGACCACGCAUCAAAAUCUCGGGGGAAGAUAUGCACCAUAGGCAUUGCCCCCUGGGGAAUUGUGGAGAACCAGGAGGACCUGAUUGGGAGAGAUGUAAUCAGGCCAAAACAAUCUGACUCCUCGAAUCUAAAUCGAAUUACAGUUUUGAUCAAAACAAGAGACUUUGGAUGCCUGCCGUUUUUCUCUCUUGACUCCCGCUUGUUUUAUUCAUUUUGGGGUACUUGCCAAUUAGACCCAAUUGGAAUCGGUCAAGGCGUGCCAGUGGUGGCGCUCAUUGUGGAAGGAGGACCCAAUGUGAUCUCCAUUGUCCUGGAGUACCUUCGAGACACCCCUCCCGUGCCUGUCGUUGUCUGUGAUGGAAGCGGACGGGCUUCUGACAUCCUGGCAUUUGGGCAUAAGUAUUCAGAAGAAGGCGGACUUAUAAAUGAAUCUUUGAGGGACCAGCUAUUGGUGACCAUUCAGAAGACUUUCACGUACACUCGAACCCAAGCUCAGCACCUGUUCAUCAUCCUCAUGGAGUGCAUGAAGAAGAAGGAACUGAUCACAGUAUUUCGGAUGGGAUCAGAAGGACAUCAGGACAUUGAUUUAGCGAUCCUGACAGCUUUACUCAAAGGAGCCAAUGCCUCGGCCCCAGACCAACUGAGCUUAGCUUUAGCCUGGAACCGGGUCGACAUCGCUCGCAGCCAGAUCUUUAUUUAUGGGCAACAGUGGCCGGUGGGGUCUCUGGAGCAAGCCAUGUUGGAUGCCCUAGUGCUGGACAGAGUGGAUUUUGUGAAAUUACUCAUAGAGAAUGGAGUAAGCAUGCACCGUUUUCUCACCAUCUCCAGACUAGAGGAAUUGUACAAUACGAGACAUGGGCCCUCAAAUACAUUGUACCACUUGGUCAGGGAUGUCAAAAAGCGAGAAUAUCCAGGUUUCGGUUGGAUCUAUUUUAAGGGGAACCUGCCCCCGGACUACAGGAUCAGCCUGAUCGACAUAGGCCUGGUGAUCGAAUACCUAAUGGGAGGGGCUUACCGCUGCAACUACACGCGCAAGCGCUUCAGGACGCUCUACCACAACCUCUUCGGCCCCAAGAGGCCCAAAGCCUUGAAACUGCUAGGAAUGGAGGAUGACGUUCCCUUGAGGCGAGGGAGAAAGACAACCAAGAAGCGUGAAGAAGAGGUGGACAUUGAUUUGGACGACCCUGAGAUCAACCACUUCCCUUUCCCCUUCCACGAGCUGAUGGUGUGGGCUGUCCUGAUGAAGCGGCAGAAGAUGGCCUUGUUCUUCUGGCAGCAUGGUGAGGAAGCCAUGGCCAAGGCCCUGGUGGCCUGUAAGCUUUGCAAAGCCAUGGCUCACGAGGCCUCCGAAAACGACAUGGUCGACGACAUCUCUCAGGAGCUGAACCACAACUCCAGGGACUUUGGCCAGCUGGCUGUGGAGCUCUUGGACCAGUCCUACAAGCAGGAUGAGCAGCUGGCCAUGAAGCUGCUGACAUAUGAACUGAAGAACUGGAGCAAUGCCACAUGCCUGCAGCUUGCUGUGGCGGCCAAGCACCGUGACUUCAUUGCGCACACGUGCAGCCAGAUGUUGCUCACUGACAUGUGGAUGGGCCGGCUCCGGAUGCGCAAGAACUCAGGCCUCAAGGUAAUUCUGGGAAUUCUACUUCCUCCUUCAAUUCUCAGCUUGGAGUUCAAGAACAAAGACGACAUGCCCUAUAUGUCUCAGGCCCAAGAAAUCCAUCUACAAGAAAAGGAGCCAGAAGAACCAGAGAAGCCUACAAAGGAAAAAGAUGAGGAAGACAUGGAACUGACAGCAAUGUUGGGACGCAACAAUGGGGAGUCCUCAAGGAAGAAGGAUGAAGAGGAAGUUCAGAGCAGGCACAGGUUAAUCCCCCUGGGCAGAAAAAUCUAUGAAUUCUACAAUGCGCCCAUCGUGAAGUUCUGGUUCUACACCCUGGCGUACAUUGGAUACCUGAUGCUGUUCAACUAUAUCGUGUUAGUGAAGAUGGAACGCUGGCCUUCUACCCAGGAGUGGAUCGUCAUUUCCUAUAUUUUCACCUUGGGAAUAGAGAAGAUGAGAGAGAUUCUGAUGUCUGAGCCAGGGAAGUUGCUACAGAAAGUGAAGGUGUGGCUGCAGGAGUACUGGAAUGUCACAGAUCUCAUAGCCAUUCUUCUGUUCUCGGUUGGAAUGAUCCUUCGUCUCCAAGACCAGCCCUUCAGGAGUGAUGGGAGGGUCAUCUAUUGCGUAAACAUCAUUUAUUGGUACAUCCGUCUAUUAGACAUCUUCGGCGUGAACAAGUAUUUGGGCCCAUAUGUGAUGAUGAUUGGAAAAAUGAUGAUAGACAUGAUGUACUUUGUCAUUAUUAUGUUGGUGGUCCUGAUGAGCUUUGGGGUCGCAAGACAAGCCAUCCUCUUUCCCAACGAGGAGCCAUCAUGGAAACUGGCCAAGAACAUCUUCUACAUGCCCUAUUGGAUGAUUUAUGGGGAAGUGUUUGCAGACCAGAUAGACCCUCCUUGUGGACAGAACGAGACUCGAGAAGAUGGUAAGAUAAUCCAGUUGCCUCCCUGCAAGACAGGAGCCUGGAUCGUGCCAGCCAUUAUGGCCUGCUACCUCUUAGUGGCAAACAUCUUGCUGGUCAACCUCCUUAUUGCUGUCUUUAACAAUACAUUUUUUGAGGUAAAAUCAAUAUCCAACCAAGUGUGGAAGUUUCAGCGGUAUCAGCUCAUCAUGACUUUCCACGAGAGGCCAGUUCUGCCCCCACCUCUGAUCAUCUUCAGCCACAUGACCAUGAUAUUCCAGCACCUGUGCUGCCGAUGGAGGAAACAUGAGAGUGACCCAGAUGAAAGAGACUAUGGCCUGAAACUCUUCAUAACUGAUGACGAGCUCAAGAAAGUGCAUGAUUUCGAAGAGCAGUGCAUAGAAGAAUAUUUCAGGGAGAAAGAUGAUCGAUUCAACUCAUCCAAUGAUGAGAGAAUACGGGUGACUUCAGAAAGGGUGGAGAACAUGUCCAUGAGGCUGGAAGAAGUCAAUGAGAGAGAGCAUUGUAUGAAGGCCUCGCUCCAAACCGUAGACAUCCGACUUGCACAGCUUGAGGACCUCAUUGGUCGCAUGGCUACAGCACUAGAACGCCUGACUGGUCUGGAGCGGGCCGAGUCCAACAAAAUCCGCUCGCGGACCUCCUCAGACUGCACAGAUGCGGCCUACAUCGUCCGCCAGAGCAGCUUCAACAGCCAAGAGGGAAAUACCUUCAAGCUCCAAGAGAGUAUAGACCCUGCAGGUGAGGAGACCAUGUCCCCAACAUCUCCAACUUUAAUGCCCCGUAUGCGAAGCCAUUCUUUCUAUUCGGUCAAUGUGAAAGACAAAGGUGGUAUAGAAAAGUUGGAAAGUAUUUUUAAAGAAAGGUCCCUGAGCCUGCACCGGGCUACUAGUUCCCAUUCAGUAUCAAAAGAACCCAAAGCUCCUGCAGCCCCUGCAAACACCUUGGCCAUCGUCCCCGACUCCAGAAGACCAUCAUCAUGUAUAGACAUCUAUGUCUCCACCAUGGACGAGCUCCACUGUGAUAUAGACACAGUGGACCCUCUGGACAAAUCCAUGAACAUCCUUGGGCUGGGCGAUCCAAGCUUUUCAGCUCCAGCACCUUCCACAGCCCCUACGAGCAGUGCCUAUGCAACUCUUGCACCUAUGGACAGACCUCCAAGCCAGAGCAUUGAUUUCGAGGACAUCACAACUAUGGACACUAGAUCUUUUUCUUCAGACUACACCCACCUCCCAGAGUGCCAAAACCCCUGGGACUCAGACCCUCCAAUGUACCACACCAUUGAGCGUUCCAAAAGUAGCCGCUACCUAGCCACCACACCUUUUCUUCUGGAAGAGGCCCCCAUCGUGAAAUCUCAUAGCUUUAUGUUUUCUCCUUCGAGGAGCUAUUAUGCCACCUUUGGGGUGCCCAUGAAAACAGCAGAAUAUACAAGUAUUACAGACUGUAUUGAUACAAGGUGUGUCAAUGCCCCGCAAGCAAUUGCUGACAGAGCCACCUUCCCCGGAGGUCUCAGAGACAAAGCAGAAGACUUAUCUUGCUGCCAUCCAGAGAGAGAGGCAGAACUGAGUCACCCGGGCUCCGACAGUGAGGACAAUGAGGCCAAAGGCCAGAGAGCCACGAUUGCAUUAUCCUCCCAGGAGAGUGAUAAUUCAGACAGAACCCUGUCCAACAACAUCACUGUUCCCAAGAUAGAGCGUGCCAACAGCUACUCAGCAGAGGAGCCAAAUGUGCCAUAUGCACAUACCAGGAAGAGCUUUUCCAUCAGUGACAAACUCGACAGGCAACGGAACACAGGAAGCCUGCGAAACCCCUUCCAGAGGAGUAAGUCCUCCAAGCCAGAAGGCCGAGGGGACAUCCUGUCCAUGAGGAGAUUGUCCAGAGCGUCUGCUUUCCACAGCUUUGAAAGCAAGCACAACUAA